AUGGCUUCCUCCCUUGUUCCUCCACCGACCACCUCCUUCUUCCAUACCAAGAAGGAUCUGAGUCUCUCUGCUUCUUCUCAGCGAUGUCAGAAACAUGCUUCCAGGAGAGUCUCUUGUUCCAUUGCCGCGCCUCAGCAAACGCAGCGCCAGCCUUCUACCACCGGAUCAGUGAAGACAGCCAUGACCAUGACUGAGAAGAUAUUGGCAAGAGCUGCUGAGAAGGAGAAGGCUACACCUGGGGAUAAUAUUUGGGUCAAUGUUGAUGUUUUGAUGACACAUGAUGUUUGUGGUCCUGGUUCUAUUGGGAUUUUUAAGAAGGAGUUUGGUGAGGAUGCUAAGGUUUGGGAUCGUGAAAAACUUGUAAUAAUACCUGAUCAUUAUAUAUUCACAAGUGAUGAACGUGCCAAUCGCAAUGUAGACAUACUCAGGGAUUUUUGUCAGGAGCAAAAUAUCAAGUACUUUUAUGAUAUUAAGGAUCUCAGUAAUUUUAAGGUAAAUCCAGAUUACAAGGGUGUUUGUCACGUCGCACUUGCUCAGGAAGGUCAUUGUAGGCCAGGAGAGGUUCUCUUGGGCACUGAUUCUCACACUUGUACUGCUGGAGCGUUUGGUCAAUUUGCAACAGGAAUUGGUAAUACUGAUGCCGGUUUUGUGUUAGGAGCAGGGAAGCUUUUGCUCAAGGUGCCUCCAACUUUGAGAUUUGUAUUGGAUGGAGAAAUGCCAAGUUAUUUGCUUGCAAAGGAUUUGAUUCUGCAAAUUAUUGGCGAAAUAUCUGUGGCCGGUGCAACUUACAAAUCUAUGGAGUUUGUUGGCUCAACUGUUGAAAGUUUAACUAUGGAAGAACGGAUGACAUUGUGCAACAUGGUAGUUGAAGCUGGAGGAAAGAAUGGUGUUAUUCCUCCUGAUAAUGUUACAUAUAAAUAUCUUGAGGACAAGACAUCUGUGCCAUAUGAACCAGUUUAUAGUGACCAGCAAGCAAGCUUUCUUUCUGAGUAUAGAUUUGAUGUCACAAAAUUGGAGCCACUGGUGGCUAAGCCUCAUUCACCGGAUAACCGUGCUUUGGCAAGAGAGUGCAAGGAUGUGAAAAUUAACAGAGUAUACAUAGGAUCUUGUACGGGUGGGAAAACAGAAGAUUUCAUGGCUGCUGCAAAAGUUUUCCUAGCAUCGGGUAAAAAGGUUAAAGUUCCCACAUUUCUUGUCCCGGCAACACAGAAGGUUUGGAUGGAUGUGUAUAGCCUCCCAGUCCCUGGUUCAGGCGGUAAGACUUGCUCACAGAUAUUUGAAGAAGCUGGUUGCGACACACCUGCCAGUCCUAGUUGUGGUGCUUGUUUGGGUGGCCCGAAAGAUACUUAUGCUCGCAUGAAUGAACCUCAGGUUUGUGUUUCAACUACGAAUAGAAACUUUCCGGGACGAAUGGGCCACAGGGAAGGUGAAAUAUAUUUGGCUUCCCCGUAUACAGCUGCAGCAUCUGCGUUGACCGGUUAUGUUACUGAUCCACGAGAGUUCUUGCAGUAA
Messenger RNA from Vicia faba (fava bean), 1512 nucleotides. NCBI's taxonomy places the organism in Eukaryota, Viridiplantae, Streptophyta, Magnoliopsida, Fabales, Fabaceae. The record is from the annotation of a GenBank genome assembly.